Messenger RNA from Colletotrichum phormii, 567 nucleotides. RefSeq lists its product as uncharacterized. NCBI's taxonomy places the organism in Eukaryota, Fungi, Ascomycota, Sordariomycetes, Glomerellales, Glomerellaceae. The record is from RefSeq and is a predicted model, not a curated record. The transcript is spliced from 2 exons. Bases 144 to 455 code for a protein of 103 amino acids.
CACUAGCCACCGGGGAGCAGCCACCGUGGAGUAGCCACCAGCCACCAGCCACCAGCCACGAGUCCCAAAAGCCACUCGGAAAACAAGGCCGAGAUCUGUCAGCAAGUGGCUGUGCGGCCGGGGAAGCAACUCGCCGAUGGCCCAUGCAUCGGAGCCUUGGCCUGGCUUGCCCCUGCGUCUUCCUUUUCCUCUUCCAGACGAACCCUUCCCUUCGACUCUCCGCUCCGCUCCCACCGCAGCACCGCAGGCACUUCUGUCUGCCCGGUCCACCUCCUAAGCUUCUUCACAAGAACCACCCGCCAAAGUCGUGCAUGGGCAAGGAAGCUCUGGCCCCCAGGGCCCAGCGUGCAUGUCAUCUCGUAGGGCAGCAGGGUCGUCGUCGAUCACACCUUGCGCCAUCUCGAACUAUCUCUUUAUACAUCGAAUCAAUGCCUCUUUCAUCGUGCAGUGAAUAGGAAACAUGCAUACCCCAACACCCUCGCAUCGGACUGCAGCAAUGGCGGACAGGAGCCGAGACAUUUGGCAGUGUUACCUCGAUUACGCAUCUCUGUGGCGCUGACAGCAGCU